This is a messenger RNA of Aspergillus aculeatus ATCC 16872, 675 nucleotides long. Its product is annotated as v-SNARE protein VTI1. Bases 1 to 675 code for a protein of 224 amino acids. The record is from RefSeq and is a predicted model, not a curated record. Gene Ontology annotation, molecular function: SNAP receptor activity; SNARE binding. Gene Ontology annotation, biological process: macroautophagy; vesicle fusion with Golgi apparatus; intra-Golgi vesicle-mediated transport. Gene Ontology annotation, cellular component: SNARE complex; late endosome membrane; ER to Golgi transport vesicle membrane. NCBI's taxonomy places the organism in Eukaryota, Fungi, Ascomycota, Eurotiomycetes, Eurotiales, Aspergillaceae. The transcript has 3 exons.
AUGUCGAACCCGAUGGACACCGAUGCCGGCUCCGAGCUGUUCAGCAGCUACGAGACCGAGUUGAAGCUGGUCCAGGCCGACCUCAACCAGAAGCUAGAUCAGAUCUCCGAGUCGAGCGGUGAACAACGGAAGUCUGCCAUCCGGCAAGCGGAAAGAGCAUUGGAUGAGGCCACGGAAUUGUUGGACCAAAUGCGCAUGGAGAAACAGAACAUCCCCUCCUCCGCCCGAUCGAAAAUCAACGCCCGGGUCCGCAACUACGCGACAGACAUUGAUGAGGCCAAGCGCAAGCUGCGGUCUCUGUCGGACGACCGCAAAGCCCUCUUCGGCGACCGGUACACGGAUGACCCGCAGGACGAGCAUCUGGAACAGCGCCAGCAACUUCUGUCUGGUACAGAGCGCCUGGAGCGCAGUUCCGCCCGGCUCCAGGAGAGUCAGCGCAUUGCGCUCGAGACGGAGGACAUUGGUCGCAACACGCUGGCGGAUCUGAACCAGCAGCGGGAGACCAUCAUCAAUGCCCGAGGCCGCCUGUUGGAGAGUGAAGGCUAUGUGGAUACCAGUAUUAAGACAUUGAGGGGCAUGGCCCGUAGGAUGGCUACGAAUCGGCUGAUUACCAUUGCAAUCAUUACUGUGUUGAUUCUUUUGAUUUUCGCUGUGAUCUACAGCAAGUUCCACUGA